CUCCAAAGUUUUCUCUCUCUAGAUUUUGGCGGGAAAAUCUUCAAAAAAAUCCUCGAAUUCUCAUUCAGUCUUCUUCUCCGAUCAGGUUCCCAUCAAUUCAUACACAGAAAAUGUCGAAAAUCAAAGUUUGCGCGCUAUUCAGACCUCUUAAUCAGAAAGAAAGAGCAGAUCACGGCGAUUCCAUCUGCAUACACCGCGUAGACUCUGAAUCUUUCAUAUUCAAGGAUGAGAAGGAGGACUUCAAUUUUAGCUUCGAUAGAGUUUUCUAUCCAGGAUCUCCGCAAUCUGACGUGUAUGAUUUUAUUGCUCUGCCUCUUGUGCAAGCUGCUGUUGAUGGAAUUAAUGGGGCAAUUAUCACCUAUGGACAGACUGGAGCAGGGAAGACAUAUACCAUGGAGGGGCCUAGCAUCAUGGAUGGAGAUGAGAAGAACAAAGGACUGUUGCCAAAAGUGGUGAAUGGCCUUUUUGAGGCUAUCGCACUUUCAGAUGAGACGGCCAGCUCCAUGAUCAAGUUAUCCAUGGUUGAGAUUUACAUGGAGAAAGUAAGGGACCUGUUUGAAUUAGUCAAUGACAACAUACAGAUUAAGGAGAAUAGGCAGCAGGGGAUAUUUCUUUAUGGAGCUACAGAGAUUAAUGUUACCAAUUGUACAGAAGCACUGCAAAGUCUAUGUAAUGGGAUAGCUAACAGAGCGGUUGGAGAAACCCAAAUGAAUAUGGCUAGCAGCAGAAGUCAUUGCAUUUACAUGUUCACUGUCCAGCAAGAAAUCACAAAGACUAGAAGGAUGAAAUCUGGAAAGUUGAUACUUGUGGACUUGGCUGGAUCUGAGAAAGUUGAAAAAACUGGAGCUGAAGGUAGAGUUCUUGAAGAAGCCAAGUCCAUCAACAAAUCCCUUUCAGCUCUGGGAAAUGUAAUAAAUGCUCUGACUGGUGGUUCCCCUGGAAAAUCAAAUCAUGUUCCCUAUCGAGAUUCUAAACUUACCAGGAUCCUACAGGAUGUUUUUGGAGGUAAAUCCCAAACAGCUUUGCUUUGCUGCUGCUCACCAAGUCCUUCAAAUGCUCCUGAAAGCCUGUCCACUCUUCGAUUUGGUGCGAGAGCAAAGCACAUAAAGGCAUCAAUACGUGUGAAUUCCUCAGAAGACAUAAUUGCCAAAAAGCAUGAAGCCAUGUCUCUAAAUAAAGAUGAGCUACGUGAGAGGAUACUCAACAAGUUGAAGGAGAAUUUCAAAGCUGAAGAUGUGGAUUUGCUAGAGCAGCUGUUUAUACUGGAUGAUUUUUUCUUUGAUCCAGGUUCUGUUGAAGAGGUGGAAGCUGCUUAUGAAGACAUUACAGUAAGAACAAUUUCACUGUUGCAAAAAGCUGUUGAAGAUCUGAAUUCCAAGGUUGAAGAGCUUACAGAACAGAAUGCCAUUCUAAAGGCCAAAUUGAGGGCUACCGAAAUGUCUUACCCUCUGCACAAAGAAGCAAAAGGAAGCGCAAGCUUUUUGAGUGGGACUUUCGGCAUCAACCUUUGGGUUCCUUCAUUCUUCCAUGUAACAAAUUAAGAUACAGCUGCAUGGUUACUGAAUACAAGUUUUUGUUCUUCAUGCUCUUCUAAGUUUCUUUACAUGGAUCACUGGUUGCUACGUUACUUUUGUUUAGGAGUUCAACUUCAAACAUUCAAAAUGAGAAGCACAGUUUAAAAGCUGAUUGGCUUGAUUAGUGACAAUUUCGAAUUUUUUAUUCA
Molecule: messenger RNA, 1723 nt
Organism: Coffea eugenioides
Lineage: Eukaryota; Viridiplantae; Streptophyta; Magnoliopsida; Gentianales; Rubiaceae
Product: kinesin-like protein KIN-1
Exons: 16
Coding region: 111-1541 (476 amino acids)
Biological process (GO): microtubule-based movement; mitotic spindle organization
Molecular function (GO): microtubule motor activity; microtubule binding; ATP binding
Source: RefSeq, a predicted model, not a curated record